Molecule: messenger RNA, 2897 nt
Organism: Anolis sagrei ordinatus
Lineage: Eukaryota; Metazoa; Chordata; Lepidosauria; Squamata; Anolidae
Source: RefSeq, a predicted model, not a curated record
UUAUUUCUUCUUUCUCUUCCAGGGAAAGGAGCGUUCUACGGAGCCACAUUUCUCAUGAUGAGAAACAAUCCAACAUUGAGAGGAUAUUGAAGAAUUUGGAAUUCAAAAGCGAAGUAAGGAAACCAGUCAUAUAAAAGGAAGAAAUGCUCUGAAGUUUCUGAUCUUGCUGAGCUCUUCACUGCAUUCACAGUUCAGAAAGAGGAAAAAGAGUCAAGUGUCUAUGUUGGAUUUUAAAGUAAAUAUCACUACAAAAAUGGAGAAGAAAGCAUAUCAGUGUUCUGAAUGUGGAAAGAGCUUUAGUCAGAAGAGACCUCUGCAGUUACAUGAAAGAAUUCACACUGGUGAGAAACCCUACACAUGCCUGGAAUGUGGGAAGAGCUUCACGAAGAGUGGAAAUUUGCAUUCACAUCAGAGAACUCACACUGGGGAGAAACCCUAUACAUGCCGGGAAUGUGGGAAGAGCUUCACUCACAGUGCGACUCUACAUACGCACCGAAGAGUUCACACUGGGGAGAAACCCUAUGAAUGCUUGGAUUGCGGAAAGAGCUUCACUUACCUUGGAGAUCUACAUAAACAUCGGAGAACUCACACUGGGGAGAAGCCCUAUGAAUGCCAGGAGUGUGGGAAGAGCUUUGCGCACAGUGGACAUCUCCAUUCACAUCAAAGAAUUCACACUGGGGAGAAGCCCUUUAAAUGUCUGGAGUGUGGAAAGAGCUUUGUUGAGAAUGGAAACCUACGUUCACAUCAAAGAACUCACACUGGGGAGAAGCCCUAUGAAUGCCAGGAGUGUGGAAAGAGCUUUGCGCAUAGUGGACAUCUCAAUUUACACCAAAGGACUCACACUGGGGAGAAACCUUAUCAAUGCCAGGAGUGUGGGAAGAGCUUUGCGCACAGUGGGCAUCUCCAUUUACAUCAAAGGACUCACACUGGGGAAAAACCCUAUGCAUGUCUGGAAUGUGGAAAGAGCUUCACUCACAGUAUAAGUCUACAUAGACAUCAAAGAACUCACACUGGGGAGAAACCCUAUCAUUGCCUGGAGUGUGGAAAGAGCUUCGCAUGGAGUACACAACUACAUUUACACCAUAGAACCCACACUGGGGAGAAAAUCUAUAAAUGCCUGGAAUGUGGAAAGAGUUUCUCACAUAGUGGAAGUCUACGCAAACAUCAUAGAAUCCACACUGGGGAGAAACCCUAUAAAUGCUCGGAGUGUGGAAAGAGUUUCUCACAGUGCGAAGGUCUACGCAAACAUCAUAGAAUCCACACUGGAGAGAAACCCUAUAAAUGCUCGGAGUGUGGAAAGAGUUUCUCCCAGAAUGGAGACCUACAACAACAUGUAAAGACUCACACUGGGGAGAAACCCUAUACGUGCCUGGAAUGUGGACAGAGCUUUAUUCAGAGUUCAAAUCUACGUUCACAUCAAAGGACUCACACUGGGGAGAAACCCUAUACGUGCCUGGAGUGUGAGCAGAGCUUUACUGAUGGUUCAAGUCUACAUAGGCAUCAAAAGACUCACACUGGGGAGAAACCCUAUACGUGCCUGGAGUGUGGACAGAGCUUUGCUGAUCGUUCAGGUCGACGUAGGCAUCAAAGGACUCACACUGGGGAGAAACCCUAUACGUGCCUGGAGUGUGGACAGAGCUUUGCUGAUAGUUCAGGUCUACGUAAGCAUCAAAGGACUCACACUGGGGAGAAACCCUAUACGUGCCUGGAGUGUGGACAGAGCUUUACUGAUGGUUCAAGUCUACAUAGGCAUCAAAGGACUCACACUGGGGAGAAACCCUAUAAGUGCCUGGAGUGUGGACAGAGCUUUGCUGAUAGUUCAAGUCUACGUAGGCAUCAAAGGAUUCACACUGGGGAGAAACCCUAUACAUGCCUGGAGUGUGGACAGAGCUUUGCUCGUUAUUCAUAUCUACAUUCACAUGAAAGGAUUCACACUGGGGAGAAACCCUAUACAUGCUUGGAGUGUGGGCAGACUUUCACUCGUAAUUCGAGUCUAUGUAAGCAUCAAAGGACUCACACUGGGGAGAAACCCUAUACAUGCCUGGAAUGUGGUCAGAGCUUCACUCAGAGUUCAAGUCUAUGUAGACAUCAAAGGAUUCACACUGGGGAGAAACCCUAUAAAUGCCUGGAAUGUGGUCAGAGCUUCACUCAGAGUGGAGGUCUGCAGACACAUCAAAGUAUUCACACUGGGGAGAAACCCUAUAAAUGCCUGGAAUGUGGACAGAGCUUCACUGUGAGUGGCCAUCUAUGUACACAUCAAAAGACUCACACUGGAGAAAAACCUUAUAAAUGCCUGGAAUGUGGUCAGAGUUUCACUCAGAGUUCAAGUCUACAUUCACAUCAAAGCAUUCACACUGGAGAGAAACCCUAUAAAUGCCAGGAAUGUGGUCGAAGCUUUGCUCAGAUUUUAGGUCUACAUUCACAUGAAAAGACACACACUGGGGAGAAACCCUAUUCCUGCCUGGAGUGUGGACAGAGCUUUGCUGAAAGGUCAAAUCUACAUAGACAUCAAAGGAUUCACACUGGGCAGAAACCCUAUAAAUGCCUGGAAUGUGGUCAGAGCUUCACUCAGAGUUCAAGUCUACGAAAACAUCAAAGUAUUCACACUGGGGAGAAACCCUAUAAAUGCCUGGAAUGUGGUCAGAGCUUUGCUCAUAAUACAAAUCUACGUAGACAUCAAAGGAUUCACACUGGGGAGAAACCCUAUAAAUGCCUAGAAUGUGGACAGAGCUUUGCUCAUAAUUCAAGUCUACAUAAACAUCAAAGAACUCACCCUGGGGAGAAACCAUGUAUAGACGUAGCAUAAAGUCAUAGAAUCAUAGAGUAAUAGAGUUGGAAGAGAUGACAUGGGACAUCCAAUCCUGCUUUGAUUUUAUAAACUUCAUGUGCUUUUAUGG